Molecule: messenger RNA, 3302 nt
Organism: Nothobranchius furzeri (turquoise killifish)
Lineage: Eukaryota; Metazoa; Chordata; Actinopteri; Cyprinodontiformes; Nothobranchiidae
Product: transcriptional regulator QRICH1
Source: RefSeq, a predicted model, not a curated record
UUACAAAUCGGUCGCUUAUUGGUUUGAGGGUGCUGUUGUAAGAUGGCGCCCAUCGACAUACUGUUGGUAUAGAAAACGAAAUACUAAAGCUAAGCGUCUGAGGAAAUCACGGAGAAACAAAGCCCUUUAGCAACCGAAAACAUCAACAGCACCAUUUUUCUGCUUAUUGGAAAAGAAGCGCGUGAGGGUGACUCAAACCUUGGCCUGUUAAGAAGAGAGGCUCCAUCUCGCAGAGGAGGGCACUUUCUGCAGCAAUGAACAACUCCAUGGAUGGCACAAGCUCCUAUGAGGAGCUGGUGAGGCAGAAAGCUCGCAGCAUCCCACAGCAUCGAAUGAAGGAGUUUCUGGAGUCGUUAGCCAGCAAAGGUCCUGAUGCCCUGCAGGAGUUUAGCCAACAAAGUGGAGACGCUACAACCACCACUACCACCAUGGUUUACCAACAAGAAGCCAAUUGCAUCUACACAGACAGCACAGAGGUGGCGGGGUCGCUGUUGGAGCUGGCGUGUCCGGUUCAGGUCCAGGUCCAGCCGCAGCAGCUACAGAUACAGGAAGCUGCAUCCCAGCAGCAGUCUGUGCAUCAGAGUACAGAACAACAGAUUGUGCAGGUCCAGAUUCAAGGCCAGCAACAAGGUCAGAUGUUAGGUCAAGUUCUGCAAGUGCCAGCUGGCUCCCAUCAGCAGCUACAAGGUGUGACGACUGCACAGCUGAUUCAGCCUGGGGAGCUGACGGAGGAGCAGCAGCAGCAGCUGCAAGCCCAGUUGGUGGCAGCUGUUGCAGGAGGACAUCAGAUCCAGAUCCAGACAGUGGGGGCCCUCUCCCCUACUCAGCAGCAGGAUGGUGCGGAGAGAAGAGUAGUGGAAGCCACGGUUGCCACAUCUCAAGGAGCAGGUGUCCUCCAGCCUGCCAAAAAGCGUAAAGUGGACAUGCCCAUCACUGUGUCAUACGCCCUGCCUGGUCAGCAGGUAGCCACAGUCCUGGCUAUCCCUCAGGGACAGGGGCAGCAGCAAAGUUAUGUGUCCUUGCGGCCGGACCUCCUCACUGUGGACAGUUCCCACCUGUACAGUGCUACUGGUACGAUCACCAGUCCCACUGGUGAGACCUGGACCAUUCCUGUGUAUUCUGCUCCUGCUGGGUCUGGAAGCCAUGAGCAGGUCACACAUAUUGCCAUCCCCCAGGAGGCUUAUGGGACAGUGCAGGUGGCGGGGACAAACACUACGGCAGCCACAAUGCAAGCACAAGUCACAGUUGAAAAUGACAAGUUGAAAAUCCCUGCGAGUCAAAGUCAGACAGUGCAGGCUGUCUCCAGCAUAACGAGCGCUGGAGGAAUGGGCGGCCAGGAAGAGGUGGUGCACACACUGGCUGCUAACACGCUUUUUCCUGCUCAGCUGAUGAAUGGAAAUAUCCACAUCCCUGUGGCUGUGCAGGGCUACCCCAAUACCACACAGUCUCUUAUUUGGGACCCACAGCAGCAGGUUCUGCACACACAGGGGCUUCCAGGCCAGGACGCACAGCAGCUACAGGUAAUAACACAGGGUCAGACGGUUGUAGCAGAGGAAGAUCAGGGCCAGCAGCAGGUGCACGUUCAGGAGCUUCUGCUGCCGACCACUGUGAAGCCUGAGGAGGGGCUGGACGUGUGGCAGCUCUGGGCUCAGAGGAAAAAUGCAGAGUUGGACAAAUUGGACAAGAAUAAACUGGCUCCUAUAGGCCGACGUCAGGCGCUUCGUUUCCAGGAGGACUUGGUAUCAUCUGCGGUUGCUGAGCUCUCCAUGGGUCUGUCUUUAAUGACAACAGAAGCUCGGGGACUUGAAGGGGAGACAUAUGAGGCUGAUGUUCUUUACUAUGUAUUUCUGUGCAUACAAAAAUAUCUGUUUGAUAAUGGCCGCGUUGAUGACAUUUUCUCAGAUCAGUACUACAGUCGCUUUGCUCAGAGUCUGCACCAAAUCUUGGAGCCUUGGAGGCCUUCUGUUCAUCCGCUAGGUUACAUUAUCCCUAGUCAUGUGACUGAGGAGAUGCUGUGGGAAUGUAAACAGUUGGGGGCUCAUUCUCCAUCAACCCUGCUCACAACACUCAUGUUUUUCAACACUAAGUAUUUCCACCUGAAAUCAGUGGAACAGCAUCUAAAAGUGGCCUUUUCAAAGGUGUUGAGGCACACCAGGAAGAGUCCCAAUAAUCCUAAAGACAAGAGCACCAGCAUCCGGUACCUGAAGUCCACAGAGAGGUUUAUAGGACAGAAAGUGACCGAUGACAUGUACUCGGAACAAAUGGAAGACCCAGAGAACCCUCUGCGCUGCCCGAUCAAGCUCUAUGAUUUCUACCUCUUCAAAUGCCCACAGAGUGCUAAAGGUCGCAAUGACACCUUCUACCUGACUCCUGAGCCCGUGGUGGCGCCAAACAGCCCCAUUUGGUACUCCACUCAGCCAAUACCUAAAGAGCAGCUGGAGCAGAUGCUUACCCGCAUCCUCGUUGUCCGUGAGAUCCAGGAAGCCUUUAACCUCCUGGAGACCGUGCAUUAGCUGGACCUGAAGAGACUUCAAACAGACUGGAUUCUUUCUUACUUCAUCCAACCUUUGAGUCAUUUUUUUUAUUCUCACCCCUUCGUUGCGCUUUUGGGGUGGCGUGUAUAUGUUUAUAUUCAUUGUGUGUUUGGUCUAUUUUACACAAGAUUGUACAUAAAAUCACAACAGAGAAUGAUUAGCAGUUCAUCGGUUAUGUUUUUGGCCAAAGGAUGUCCGACCCUUUUAUGUUUUAGUGGACCUGUACUCUAAUUUAAUUGUUAUUUUAACAGUUGGUUUGCCUCAUCGGUCCUCGUUCUGUUCCUUAAGACGUCAUCUAUAAUAUUUUCAUGGGGGAGCUGUGCUACACUGCUUUUCUGUGCAUUUUCAAAUUCUCCCAGUGCAAACCUUCAUGGUAUUGGAACAGUACCGAGCAGCCAAUCAAAGGCUCACAAACACAUUUCCAAGCUGUAUGAAUUUUCUUUCCAGAUAUUUUACUCUCGCCUGCAAAGAGUCGACUCGUCAGUUCUGAAUCAGUGAGAUGAGGUUGUUUACCCCAGUCGUCUGCAGCCUUUAGCUCUUGCCACAUUUCGGAGGUCUGGCAGGACAUCCGUAACACUGACUCCAAUGAAGGGUCUUCAUACACCUCUACUGUACUACGAGACUGAGAAAAGACUCUUUAAAAGAGGGUCGGCUCUUCAUGUUGUAUAAUGUAAAUUACUUGUAGCUCCUGUGAUGGCUGUCAGUCAUCUCAGGGGAACGGCAGUGCCUGUGUGUUUUUGAAACAUGACCUCUUUUGUACAGCCAGUA